Phasianus colchicus (ring-necked pheasant) is the source of this 2844-nucleotide messenger RNA. Lineage: Eukaryota; Metazoa; Chordata; Aves; Galliformes; Phasianidae. The record is from RefSeq and is a predicted model, not a curated record.
UCUUCCUUGUGUUUGUAUGGAACUCCCUGUAUUCCAGUUUGUGCCCAUUGCCCCUGGUCCUAUUUGGUGCAUACCACUGAAAAAAGUCUGGCCUCACUCACCUGACUACUACUUUGUAGAUAUUUACAAGUAUCGAUAAGAUCUUGUCUCAGACUUCUCUCCUCCAGGCUGAACAGCCCCAGGUCUCUCAGCCUUUCCUCAUAAGAGAGAUAUUCCAUACCUCCAAUCAUCAGCCCUCCACUGGAUUCUCCGUAGAAGAUCCCCAUCUUCCUUAAACUGACAAGCCUAGAACUUGACACAGUAAAUUCAAAUGCUAUGCUGCAGGUAAGCCUUCAACUGAUAUAAUGUUAAUUUAGACUUUGAACCCUUGGUUGGCACCACUAUUAAUUUUUCUAUACUAUUUCUAUAUCUAUUUCUAGCCCAAAUUCAUGAAGAAAUAAGGCCAUUGUGGCCAUGCUACCCUUGUAUGUUCACUUGACUGAAUCUCAUUCAUCCUCCAAGUCCCAGUAACUUUUGAUAGUCUUGGCCAAUUUCUGCCAUUGAGCUGAGAUUACAUUCCUACCUGCAGUCAGACUGGCAGGCAGGUAAAGCUGCUAGAAGGAGGUGUCAGCUGGUUUGUACCAUUUCAGACAACCUAAAAAACAGUAGCAAAUCUGAAAGUCUUGGUACCCGUGGUACUUACUUAAAAAAAAGUAUUAAUAUCGUAAAACUUUAACAAUUAGUAUCGUAGCAUCUGUUUUAAUUAUUAAAGAUAUUGAUGUUGUUUUGAGGGUAAAUUUUUAGGAUCUACCUGUUCGUGCCCUAGUCAUAAGAGGAAAUGACUCCGUUCUUUCCCAAAAAUAGGACAAAUAAGAUAGUUUCACUGCUUCUUUUCUUCUCUUAAAACAGAAGCAUCCAGAAUGGGAGUUUUGUUUUCUUACUACUUUUCACAGACAUUUUGAUUCCUGUGGUUCUUGGAGGUAGCUGCUGGAGUGUGCAGAGACAAAUGGAUGAAGAACAGUAUUCAUCUGGUUGGGAUGAAAAUUACUCACUUGUUAACUUUCCUAAUGAAAGCAAUGUCUGUGAAAUGGGAAGCUAUCAUAGAUUUCAAACCCAUUUCACUACUGUUCUCUAUACUCUGGCAUUUUUGCUCAGCCUGCUAGGAAACACUCUGGUGUUAUGGAUCCUAUUCAAAUAUGAAAACCGUACAUCUUUAACGAACAUCUUCAUCAUGAAUCUUUGUGUCUCUGACUUAGUCUUCUCAUGCAUGCUGCCAUUCUGGGUAGUGGACCAGACCUUCGAGUGGAUUUUUGGUGAGUUCCUUUGCAAGGCAGUGAAUGCCAUUUUCUCCAUUGGCUACUACAGUGGUGUUUUCUUUCUAACUCUCAUGACUAUUUUACGGUACUUGUCCGUUGUGAACCCUCUUUCUACUCUGAGAUCCCAGACACGGUACUGUGGUUCUCUGGUGUGCUUGUUUGUUUGGACUUGCAGCAUUUUAAUUGUAGUUCCUGAGAUGAUUCACACCACGGUGGUGGAAAACUUGAACGAGGUUACCUGUGAUUAUGAUGACUGGAAAUGGAAAAAUGUGGACAUUUAUCAGAGAAACAUACUCUUCCUGAUUUCCUUUGGGAUUAUCGUAUUCUGUUACAUCAAUAUACUGAUCAUUCUGCUUGGAACAAGAUCUCGCAGGAAGCACAGAACUGUGAAACUCAUCCUUGUUAUUGUGGUGGCUUUCUUCCUGAGCUGGGCACCUUACAACAUCCUCAGCUUUCUGAUUACUUUUCCAUCACCUACAUGCCAGUAUGAAAAAGACACCCGCCUCGCCUUUCACAUCAGCCGUAAAAUUGCUUUCUCCCACUGCUGUCUCAAUCCUGUGCUCUAUGUAUUUGCUGGAGUCAAGUUCAAGAGGCAUUUGUUUCGUUUACGCAGACAGUAUUUACCCUGUGGCGAUGAAGUCUCCAGCCCCCGGAUCGGCUCUCAAGGCAAAUUCCACUAUGAAGAUGGGUCCAUCUACUGAAGGGAGACCAAACUAUUAGCUCUAGUCUCAGAUGAACUUUCAGAUUUUAAAGGCCAUGCAUGAUCUCUGAUUCCUAAAGGCUCUUCCCUGAGAAAGUGGCAGAUUUUGUCUUUGCAAACAUAUUGUGUAUGGGAAAUGAUUAGAAGUAUAUUUGCAGGAGGAUGGAGAAACCAAGAAGUGACCUCAGUGGUCUGUAGCUCUUACCUUUAUGCUUUUUGGCACAGUGAUACUUUUUCUCAUUCAUGGUUUUCUUUAGAAAAAGAAAAAAGAAUGCUUGCUUUUUUCUCUGGGAGUUAAAACUUUAGAUCUUAACGUGAAUAGUGGUGCACAUUUCUUUCUUGCCUGAUUUUAAAUAUUCAUAUUGUUUCUAGCAUGGACACUUAAGCAUUUCUGUAGCUUUUAAUGCUUCACAGUAUUUGUUAGUGCUGAACUCACUGAUUUUCUUUGCGUGCAAAUGUUCUUUGACCUAUUGAUAGGCAAAUAUAUACAAAGCCAACAGAGUGCAAAAAAGCUUUUUUUUUUGACCUGCUUCACGCCUGUCUGUAUACUAUAGAUACCUAUAUCUCUGAGGUAUGUGAGCAUCUUAUAAAUGCUUAUGAAAAAAAAAGUCGAGAAUUGUAACAGAAGCACAAAAUAUUUAAACAGUCCUGCCCUGCUCACUUUUUAACAAGUUAUGUAAGUCUGCUUGUAGCUUAAGCAUAUGUUACCAUAUAUCUGAACAUGUAAAGGUGAUGUGAAAUAUUAUCCAAUCAUACUGUUGUCAAUCAUAACCAAAAGUAACUCAUGUAGAGAUUUCUCCUAGUGGUAUAAUAAAGCGGUACUAAUAAAUGUUCAGAAAUUCAAAGGAA